Mustela lutreola (European mink) is the source of this 906-nucleotide messenger RNA. Its product is annotated as keratin-associated protein 4-9-like. The transcript has a single exon. Gene Ontology annotation, cellular component: keratin filament. The record is from RefSeq and is a predicted model, not a curated record. Bases 1 to 906 code for a protein of 301 amino acids. NCBI's taxonomy places the organism in Eukaryota, Metazoa, Chordata, Mammalia, Carnivora, Mustelidae.
AUGGUCAACUCCUGUUGUGGCUCCGUCUGCUCUGACCAGGGCUGUGGCGAGGAGUCCUGCUGCCGCCCCAGCUGCUGCCAGACCACCUGCUGCAGGACCACCUGCUGCCGCCCCAGCUGCUGUGUGUCCAGCUGCUGCCAGCCCUCCUGCUGUGGCUCCAGCUGCUGCAGGCCCAGCUGCUGCACCUCUAGCUGCUGCCGCCCCACCUGCUGCCAGACCACCUGCUGCAGGACCACCUGCUGCCGCCCCAGCUGCUGUGUGUCCAGCUGCUGCCGCCCCUCCUGCUGUGGCUCCAGCUGCUGUGGCUCCAGCUGCUGCAGGCCCAGCUGCUGCAUCUCUAGCUGCUGCCGCCCCUCCUGCUGUGGCUCCAGCUGCUGUGGCUCCAGCUGCUGCAGGCCCAGCUGCUGCACCUCUAGCUGCUGCCGCCCCACCUGCUGCCAGACCACCUGCUGCAGGACCACCUGCUGCCGCCCCAGCUGCUGUGUGUCCAGCUGCUGCCGCCCCUCCUGCUGUGGCUCCAGCUGCUGUGGCUCCAGCUGCUGCAGGCCCAGCUGCUGCAUCUCUAGCUGCUGCCGCCCCUCCUGCUGUGGCUCCAGCUGCUGUGGCUCCAGCUGCUGCAGGCCCAGCUGCUGCACCUCUAGCUGCUGCCGCCCCACCUGCUGCCAGACCACCUGCUGCAGGACCACCUGCUGCCGCCCCAGCUGCUGUGUGUCCAGCUGCUGCCGCCCCUCCUGCUGCGAUUCCAGCUGCUGCAGGCCCAGCUGCUGUGGCUCCAGCUGCUGCCGCCCCACCUGCUGCCAGACCACCUGCUGCAGGACCACCUGCUGCCGCCCCAGCUGCUGUGUGUCCAGCUGCUGCCGCCCCAGCUGCUGUGUGUCCAGCUGCUGCCGCCCCAGCUGUUGCUAG